UACCCAGAGUGUGUCCUAGCCUGUCUCUGUGUGGCUCCGUGAACAUCAGCAUGGCCCCCAAGAAGAAGGAAGAGCCCAAGCCCGCCGCGGCCCCCAAGCCCCCGGAGCCCGAGCCGCCCAAGGUGCCGGAGUUUAACCCCGCAGAAGUGCAGCUUGAAUUCACUGCGGAGCAGAUUGAGGAUUUCAAGGAUGCGUUCCAGCUGUUUGACAGGACACCAACCAACGAGAUGAAGAUCACCUUCGCCCAGUGCGGAGACCUGAUCCGGGCCUUGGGCCAGAACCCCACCAACGCCGAGGUCAUGCACGUCUUAGGCAAGCCCAAGGCUGAAGACAUGCAGGUGAAGAUGCUGGACUUCGACCAGUUCCUGCCCAUGCACCAGCACAUCUGCAAGGCCAAAGACCGCGGCACCUUCGAGGACUUCGUGGAGGGCCUGCGGGUGUUCGACAAAGAGGGGAACGGGACGGUGAUGGGCGCUGAACUCAGACACGUCCUGGCUACUCUGGGUGAGAAGAUGAAGGAAGAUGAGGUGGAGCAGCUGAUGGCUGGACAGGAGGAUGCCAACGGCUGUAUAAACUACGAAGCUUUUGUAAAGCACAUCAUGGCUGGCUGAACAGAUGAUCAAGACACUUCGUUGAGGAUCCAGAAU
This is a messenger RNA of Rhinichthys klamathensis goyatoka, 647 nucleotides long. RefSeq names its product myosin, light chain 13 (gene myl13). The transcript has 7 exons. Bases 51 to 611 code for a protein of 186 amino acids. Gene Ontology annotation, cellular component: myosin II complex. The record is from RefSeq and is a predicted model, not a curated record. Gene Ontology annotation, molecular function: calcium ion binding. NCBI's taxonomy places the organism in Eukaryota, Metazoa, Chordata, Actinopteri, Cypriniformes, Leuciscidae.